UGUUAUUAUGCAAUAUUAUUAUCAAUUUCAGUAUUAUCUUAGAAUUUAAUUAGUCCAUCCCAAAACUUCAUAAUACAACAUUGACAGUAGUUGGAAAUUGUUUUAAAUGUCAUUUUUAAUGUAUCAAAAUAUUUUUUCUAUUAUAAUGCACUUUUUCUUAUAUCUGUUUAAUAAUUUUGAAAUUUGAUUAUUUUUUAAGUUGUAUUUUAUCAUAGUAUAUUAUAAAAUCUGUAGUUAGUAUAAGCAAAAAAUAUUUUAAGGUAGGUAUGUCAAAAAACUGUUUAGUUAUGGUAUUGUCAGAAAGCGGUCUAAAAAGAGACAACGGUGAACAAAUUGUUAAUGAUUCAUUUUAUUGCCCAGUUUUGGGUUGUAAGUACAACUUACAUUUUGGUCAAUCUAUAAAAUCUUUUAAAACUCAAAAACUUCUCAAACAACACUGUAUCAAAGUACAUUCUGACAAAAAAUACAAAUGUGAUAAUUGUGAUAAAGGUUUUCCUUUAGAAUCAACAUUAAAAUCGCAUCGUAUAACAUGUGGAGUAAUAUAUUCUUGUUAUUGCGGGAUUCAAUACAAAUCUCCAGAAGCAUUUCUUACUCAUACGAAACGAAAACAGCAUAACAUUGGAUUAGGAUAUUCAACUAUUAUGAAAUUUUUGAAGACAAGAAAAUUGUUGCCAAAUACAGAUGAUUUACAAGAAUUAGAAUCUAGUAAAAGAUCUACUCAGACACAAACUGUUCCUGAUAUUCAAACCUUAUCAGAUUCGUCAACUCAGACUACAUUUGAAAAUAAGGAUUGCAUGUUAAGAUACAAUGAUCCAAAACUCUCUUCUGCUACUUCUAGUCCAAUAAGACGGCUAUGUGCACAGACUCAAACUGAUCCUAUGGGUGACUUAAUUAAAAACGAUUCCGAUCCAAUGUUUUUAGAUUCAGAAACACAAACCAAUUUCGAAUAUUUAGAUAUCCAUACUCAGACUGCAGAAUCUGAAUGUUUGUUUGGUGAUUUAGAAUUCAUCAAUAUUCAAACACAGACACCUUUAUUUUAUGAUUCCAUUGACAUGGGAAAUGAUAAUUCUAUAAACACAAAUAUGAUGAUUUAAUUAAUAUCAGAAAAAAAAAUGUUGAGGGUACAUAGCAAAUGGAAUUAAAAUUUUUAAUUUAAUUAAGUUUCCUCUUUGACAGUAUUACAAA
Molecule: messenger RNA, 1185 nt
Organism: Aphis gossypii (cotton aphid)
Lineage: Eukaryota; Metazoa; Arthropoda; Insecta; Hemiptera; Aphididae
Gene: Asciz
Product: ATM interactor
Exons: 3
Coding region: 267-1094 (275 amino acids)
Biological process (GO): regulation of transcription by RNA polymerase II
Cellular component (GO): nucleus
Molecular function (GO): DNA-binding transcription factor activity, RNA polymerase II-specific; transcription cis-regulatory region binding
Source: RefSeq, a predicted model, not a curated record